AUGGGCGUAACCGCCAAGUUCCUGCGCGCCGUCGUGCGCAACGAUGCUAUGCGCAGCGAUCCCGACGAAAUCUAUGGAUGGCGCGUCUUCACCCUCGUCUUCUCCGCCUGCUUCGGCGGCAUGCUGUUCGGCUGGGACACGGGCUCCAUCGGUGGCAUCCUGACCAUGCCCGACUUUCAGGAGAGGUUCAACUACGCUCACAGCUCGCCCAAGGCAAAGUCCGACAUGAACCAGAACAUUGUCUCGACGCUGCAGGCAGGAUGUUUCGCUGCGUGCUUCUUCACCAGCUGGAUCACCGAUCGAUAUGGCCGCCGAGCUGCCCUGAUGGGCUCUGGCUUCCUGACCAUCAUCGGCAUCAUCUUCCAGGCUGCGUCUGCCGCCAAAGGCACGAUUGCUGUCAUGUAUGUCGGUAGAUUCAUUGCUGGCCUGGGAAUCGGAGCUGCGUCUGCAUUGACUCCGUUGUAUGUCUCCGAGUGCGCUCCUCGUGCCAUCCGAGGUGGUUUGACAGCCUUUUACCAAUUGUUCAACGUCUUCGGCAUCAUGCUUGCUUUCUGGGUUAACUACGGAUGCCUCUUGCACGUCCCAGCCCCUGCAAUCUACGUUGUCCCUUUGACCUUGCAAGCUCUGCCUGCCAUCUUCUUGAUGGGCGGCAUGUUUCUUUCUCCUGAGAGUCCCCGAUGGUGCGCCAGAAGAGACGAUUGGGACCGAGCCAAUAAGAUUCUCAUCAGGCUCCGUGGUCUGCCCGCCGACUCGGAGUAUGUCCAAAACGAGAUUCAGGAGAUGGCCGAUCAACUCGAACAUGAGAGACGACUGACCGGAGACGCUACCUUCAAGACACUCCUCAGGGAAAUGUGGACGAUUCCUGGCAACCGAAAGCGUGCCAUCAUUUCCGUGUUCCUCAUGAUCUUCCAGCAAAUGACUGGUGUCAACGCCAUCAACUAUUAUGCUCCCCAAAUCUUCGCUAACCUCGGAAUGACUGGCAAUGACUCGUCGUUAUUCGCCACUGGAAUAUACGGCGUUGUCAAGACGGCUGCCUGCGGAGUCUUCCUCCUCUUUGUGGCAGAUUCGCUUGGCCGACGCUGGAGUCUGCUGUGGACAGCCGGCGCUCAAGGCAUCUUCCUCUACAUUGUUGGCAUCUACGGAAGGGUCCAACCCCCUGUUGCCGGACAGCCUGUCACGGCUUUUGGAUACGUUGCCAUUGCUUGCAUCUAUCUCUGGGCUGCGUCGUUCCAGUUUGGCUGGGGUCCCGUCUGUUGGAUUCUGGUCAGCGAGAUCCCCACUGCCCGGCUGCGUGCCAUGAACGUGGCCAUUGGCGCAGCCACUCAAUGGCUCUUCAAUUUCGUUUGCGCUCGAUCCGUUCUAACCAUGCAGACCACUAUGGGCAAGGCCGGCUAUGGCAUGUUCUUCAUGUUUGGCAGCUUCUGCUUCAUCAUGGGCAUCUUCGUGUGGUUCUUCGUGCCCGAGACCAAGGGUCUCAGCCUGGAGAGAAUGGACGAGCUGUUUGGCGUCACGGAUCUGGUGAAGAAGAUCGACUCUGAGCCCGAGGCCGGCCACGCGGACAGCAUUCGGGAGGAAGUCGAGAUCAAGUCGUGA
This is a messenger RNA of Trichoderma aggressivum f. europaeum, 1593 nucleotides long. RefSeq lists its product as uncharacterized. The record is from RefSeq and is a predicted model, not a curated record. Gene Ontology annotation, biological process: carbohydrate transport; transmembrane transport. Gene Ontology annotation, cellular component: membrane. The coding region runs from base 1 to 1593 and encodes 530 amino acids. The transcript is spliced from 10 exons. NCBI's taxonomy places the organism in Eukaryota, Fungi, Ascomycota, Sordariomycetes, Hypocreales, Hypocreaceae. Gene Ontology annotation, molecular function: carbohydrate:proton symporter activity.